Molecule: messenger RNA, 2238 nt
Organism: Coccomyxa subellipsoidea C-169
Lineage: Eukaryota; Viridiplantae; Chlorophyta; Trebouxiophyceae; Coccomyxaceae
Product: alpha/beta-hydrolase
Exons: 15
Coding region: 1-2238 (745 amino acids)
Biological process (GO): lipid metabolic process
Source: RefSeq, a predicted model, not a curated record
AUGCGCCCUUUCUUAAAGAGCGUUCCUGGCACGGUGAUUGCAGCAAAGAAGGACCCCCUGGCCGACGUAUUCUUCUUUUGUACUCCAGGCACACCCCUGGAGGUUUCCAAGCGCCGGUUCAUGGGCCCCCUUGUGGACCUGCAGUUUGCCCUGUGGACCCUCCAGCUUGGCAUUGCAAUUUAUGGGACGUGGGUGGUUGCGGACGUGCGCCUGAGGCUGCCUGGCGAUGCCUGCUGGUUCAUCUACAACCGCAAGACUGCUGUCCACUUCCUGGUGUACUUCAUGUGGGUGCAUCUUGUGUACAACUGGGCUCGAAUUUUCAUCAUCUAUAACAUUUUCCCCACGUUUGAUAGCGUCCGGAGCUGGAGGAGGCGGCUGGCGUGUGUAGCAAUCAUCAUGCGCUCUCACGAAGCCUUGGCCAGCCUCGAGGAGCGCUUGGGGACCCGGCGAUUGCAUGAGAUCUCAGAGCUGUAUGCGGCCAUCAUCCGUGGUGUGGACCUGACACCCACAGAUCAGAUGGAUGCGCUCAUCCUGUUGAAUGGGCUGCAGCAGAUCAGACGCCUGACACACGUUGUUGACAAGCUCAAGGCCGCCCUGGGCAUUCCAGCAGAGGAAAGGCUGCCUCCAGAUCUGAAGCCAAUCCCGGAGCUGGCAAGGCAUCUCAACCAGCAACACAGGAACGACAGUACUCGUCAGCCUGACAGUCCUGAAGCAGCAUUUGAGUACGCUGAGUCCAUGGAGCAGGGUCGAGCGGCCAAUGCUGACACGCGGUUGCAAAGCUCCCUUGACACAGCACACUGCCUGACCCCCACAGGGCAUCAUGAAACUGUGCCGAGAGAAGAGCUGCGUGAUGCCAGCAACUUUGUGCGCUUUGCCAUGGCCGCCUACAGCACCCAGGCAUACACCUGGCAGGUGGGCAGCUACUGGAAGGGCAUGCUGCAGCUGCUGUUUGGGCGUCGGUGGCGGGCGUCGCGUGCGAAUCUGCUGAACAGGGACCACAUCCGCACAGUGGGCCAGCGCGUGCAGUAUGAGGCCAUCCUGCGCCUGGCCCAGAUCGACGACACCGACCUGCUGGAUGAGCCGCUGGGCACGCUGCCGUACAUCAUAGCGCUGGACAGGGUGAGCCGCUCUGUGGUGGUGGCCGUGCGCGGCACCUGGAGCCUGGCCGACUUUGUGACUGACAUUGUUGCGGUGCCCCACGAGGCCGACUGGUGGCUGCCACCCAGCCUGCAGCAGAAGCAGCAGCAGGGGCGGAUGGAAGGGGUGUACGCCCACUCAGGCGUGCUGUCCGCGGCAGCGACGAUCUGGAAGGACAUGGAGGAGCAUGGCAUCCUGUCAGUGCUGCUCAGUGGCAACAGAUCACUGGACCAGCCGUCAGGGCAGGACAUGCAGCAGCUGGGCGAGGGCGGUCAUGCCCGGGGGAAGUACGCGGCUGAAAUAGCCCGAAUGGGCCUGAAGGGGGAGGGGUGGAGGCUGGUGGUGACUGGCCACAGCUUGGGGGCGGGAGUGGCCGCACUGCUAUCCCUUAAAAUGCUGGAUCAGUACCCAAGGCUCAAGUGCUGGGCAUACUCCCCGCCCGGAGGCUUGGUCAGCCCCAACCUGUCGCCCAUCCUGGCCGGCUUCUGCUGCGGCGUGGCAGUCGCGAAGGACAGCAUGCCUCGGCUGACCCUGAAGAACCUGGACCGCCUCCUCGAUAAAAUGAUCGUCGCCCUUGCACGCAGCAACAUGCACACGCUCAGGCGCGAGUUCAUCCUGUCCUUCAAUGCACACCCGGGUAUUGAAAUUGUCCAGUUCAGCAGGAUACUGCUGGGCGCGUUGAGCAAGAAGCGGAGGAGGAAGCGGCUGAGGAAGCUGUUCAGGCCGCCUGACGAGGUCCCCGCAGAGGCGCUGCGCUUCCUGUUUCGGCGGCACAGCGCAGAAGUGGACCCGCGCAACUUCCGGGAGAUGUUGCCGCCCGGUCGCAUGCUCUUUGUGCGGCGCCUGAAGCGGCUGCGCAAAAUGAGGCGGCAUCGUGAGAAGUGGCAGAUCGAUUGGGACGCAGUCCAUGUUGCGCCAGAGGAGAUUGUGCGCGAGAUGCUGUCAGACCAUCGGCUGCACACUCUCAACGAGGCAAUCAAGAUGGCAGAAGGUGUCGAUCCAGACGAGUACACGCGUGCCAUCCAAGCUGCAAAGCUGCCAGAUCAACAGGAUCAGGGAGAUAGUCCUCCACCAGACACCAACCGCGAGCGCAUGGGAUAG